AUGCUAUCCCUAACCGCUUUGAUUUGUUACAAUUGUGAAGCGAAUGGAUCGUCACAACUGUUUUUCGGUACCCGUUUUCACGCUUUUCCAACUUUACACCCACAAAGUUUGAAGAUCUGAAGCGUCGGCGUCCGUGCGUCGGUGUGUGCGGUCAUUCGGUGUGCGCGGAGUGUGUCAGCAAGGAUCCGUACCUGCAAUGCCCGAUUUGCGAGCGCAACGAUGCGUUCGUCGAUGGUCAAAUCAACAAUAGCGCGGAGGUUUUGAUUGUCGAGUGGGCGGCGGACGAGGUUGUGCACAUUUAUGAGGAAUGGUGGAAUGGAGAUGUGAGUUGAGUUGAUGAGACACUUUGCAACCGAUAAAAACUUCCAAGAGAGGUUGCAAAGUGUCCAGCAGUUUUGUUGUUUUUCAGAAUGUUGGAAAAGGCUCGUGCUCUUCGUGCUCCGCUUACACCAAUCAUCUGCGAAUCUGUGAAACGUGUGAACUAUGUGAGGUCGCGUGGAAACGAUGUUUGUGGAAAAAUCCGUCCGAGUUCACCAUACUAAACGAGCACCGCCUUUUGUACUUUGCCCUCCGCGUCUACUGUUCGGAUUGUGUGCUCAUGGCACACUCGGGGCACCAGACUCUAAAGUUGAGGGAUGUGAGAAAUGCAAACGAGGAGAUCCGACGGACUUUGGCGAACAUUGCCAACGGUUUGUUGCAGAGAACGAUCAAAAGAGCGGGCGAUUCGAAUGGAUGCACCCUGCGGUAUUUGAGGAUGAUGAGCACGCAAAAGUACUUGAAAUCUCUCACGUCUCAAUACUUUAAAAAGACGGUGACGGAUGGAAGUGCACGGACCAUUUGUCAGCUCAUCAAGUGCCUCAAAGUGCAGUGGUCCGAGUAUCGUCAAACUUGCCACAAUGCGUGUUCGUGUACUCGGUUGUGGCUGAACAAGAGGAGGAGCAAUUAUGA
This is a messenger RNA of Caenorhabditis sp. 36 PRJEB53466, 948 nucleotides long. Lineage: Eukaryota; Metazoa; Nematoda; Chromadorea; Rhabditida; Rhabditidae. The record is from the annotation of a GenBank genome assembly.